AUGGCAACACCCGAUGACAUGCAAGGCAUGCAAGCCUGCAACCUCUGCAACCUUCCAGAGAACUACAACCUCAAAUACUACAUGUACCACCUCGUCACCUGGCCUCGGCUGUCCUACGUCGCCGAAGACCCCAAAGGGAGGAUCGUAGGGUACAUCCUAGGGAAAAUGGAAGAAGACCCCAAAGACGCUCCGCACGGACACGUCACCUCCAUCUCUGUCUUGCGCACCUAUCGUCGUCUCGGGCUCGCGAAGCGGCUGAUGAUCCAGGCGCAGGAGGCGAUGGCGGACUGUUAUGGUGCGGAUUAUGUGAGCUUGCAUGUGAGGAAGAGUAAUAGGGCUGCUAUUGGGUUGUAUAGGGAUACACUGGGGUUUCAGGUCAGCGAGGUCGAGAAGGGGUAUUAUGCGGACGGAGAAGAUGCGUAUGGGAUGCGACUUGUCCUCCAUCCGUCAGAGGUUUACCCAUGAGUGGUAUAAUGAACUUGUAUCUAUCCCACGUCACAUCCAUUAC
Molecule: messenger RNA, 508 nt
Organism: Dacryopinax primogenitus
Lineage: Eukaryota; Fungi; Basidiomycota; Dacrymycetes; Dacrymycetales; Dacrymycetaceae
Product: acyl-CoA N-acyltransferase
Exons: 4
Coding region: 1-465 (154 amino acids)
Biological process (GO): N-terminal peptidyl-glutamic acid acetylation
Cellular component (GO): NatA complex
Molecular function (GO): protein-N-terminal-glutamate acetyltransferase activity; protein N-terminal-serine acetyltransferase activity
Source: RefSeq, a predicted model, not a curated record